UAUAUAUAGGGAAUGGCCAAAGCAUCUCUCAUAGUUCACUUUCCAAGUCAGCUGAAGGCAAGAGGAAGCGCUAGAGAAAGCCCCCUUCCGUGUGUCUGUGACGUUUAUGGACUUGGCUUGCUAGAGGGCUCAAGGAGAUGAUAGCAGGAAUGAAAAUCCAGCUGGUAUGCAUGAUACUUCUGGCUUUCAGCUCUUGGAGUCUGUGCUCAGAUUCAGAAGAGGAAAUGAAAGCAUUAGAAGCAGAUUUAUUGACCAAUGUGCAUACAUCAAAGAUCAGUAAAGCAAGCGUUUCUUCUUGGAAAAUGACCCUGCUAAAUGUUUGCAGUUUUGUAAAUAACCUGAACAACCAAGCUGAGGAAACAGGAGAGUUUCCUGAAGAGGAGCUUGUUACAAGAAGGAAAUUUCCCGCUGCCUUAGAUGGCUUUAGCUUGGAAGCAAUGCUGACAAUAUACCAGCUCCAAAAAAUCUGUCACAGCAGGGCCUUUCAACAAUGGGAGUUAAUUCAGGAAGAUGUUCUUGAUGCUGGAAAUGACAAAAAUGAAAAGGAAGAAGUUAUAAAGAGAAAAAUCCCUUACAUUCUGAAACGGCAGCUGUAUGAGAAUAAACCCAGAAGACCCUACAUACUCAAAAGAGGUUCUUACUACUACUGAGAGGAUAAAUAUUUCAUUUACAUGUGAUUGUGAUUGAUCAUCCUUUAAUUAAAUAUCAAAUUAUAUUUGUGUGGUAAUGUGACAGAACACAAUUAUUGUGUCUCUUCUGCAGUUGUGGUUUAUUGGUUGUGAUUUUUCUGCAUUAAUAUAAAUUGGACUAAAUGUUUUAAAAUAAAUCUAGAUCUUGAG
Callorhinus ursinus (northern fur seal) is the source of this 839-nucleotide messenger RNA. RefSeq names its product neurotensin (gene NTS). The record is from RefSeq and is a predicted model, not a curated record. Gene Ontology annotation, cellular component: extracellular region; axon terminus. Lineage: Eukaryota; Metazoa; Chordata; Mammalia; Carnivora; Otariidae. Gene Ontology annotation, molecular function: neuropeptide hormone activity.